AGUUUCGAGCUGUUUAGUUGCUGUUCAGGUCGCACCCGAUCCGGUCCGGUUGUAUUGCGAUUCCCUGCGUCCGAUGCCAACGCGCCUCACACACUGAACACAAGCAUAGUGCUGGGUGGUGGUGGUGGUGGCUGGGGCAUCUCGUCAGCGAGUCGUAGACAUUGGGCAAACCGGGGGUGAAGUGAUCCGCAUUACCCUGCAUUCAAGUAAACCGCAAGCAACUGGGCGGCAAUAUGGAUACCAACGAAACGAUGUCGGUGGACAUCCUUGCGGAGGAAAACUUUACCACGACCGGCGACGAAUGUACCAAUGAGUUGCCCACCGUACAGGAAUAUCUUGAUGGCUUAACACUCCCAAUCGCCAUAAUAAUUGCCGCCACCGUGCUGCUGAGCAUUGGCACGUUUAGCAUCUUCUUCAAGAACGCCUAUCACAUCCUGCACCGGACGCCGAAACAGUUCAAAACCAAAUCCAUCCUGCUGCUGACCAUCUAUCCGCUCAUCACUCUGUUCGGUGUGGUGUCUGUGUCCGUGCCGCGUGCCUUCUUCCUGUGCGAUACCGUGAUGCAUGUGUACUUCAUGAUCUGUGCUUACGUUUUCUUCAGCCUGUGCAUGCAGUAUGUGGACGGGGAAGAUGCACUUAUUAAAUCGACCGAUUCGCAAACCUUCUCCCUGCGCACCCCACCGCUGUGCUGCUUCGUGCCGCUGUUCAAACGAGCUCCCGUGACAAAAAAUCGGUUACGGUUCGUGCGUAUGCUUAUAAUGCAGCUGCCGGUCGUACAGACUGCUCUCUUUCUGGCCCUGAACGUAGUGUUUGUGGAGAAUUAUCCCAACUUUAAUCGCAUCAUCCUAUACUUUGUGCCCAUGAUCGUCAUCUCUAUUCUGCUCGGUGUGUGGGGAUUGAACAUUCUCGUGCGAAUGCUCGCUCCACUCUACUCCGACUUGAAGCUGAUGGGCAAAUAUUUCGUAUUGCAGGCGGUGCUUAUACUUUGCCGGAUACAGCCCCUCAUUAUAGCGGCCAUCGUUAGCAGCAGCAUUUCCGACUGUGCCUUUCCCAACACACUGCAGGUGCAGAAAAAUGCUAUUUUUCAACUUUGCCUGUGCUUUGAAAUGAUGGUACUAUCAUGCUGGGCCUCCCUGCUGUACAAAUCGCCCUCCAUCAUUGGGCCAGGCUAGGCGUGAAACGACGGGGGGGGGGGGGGGGGCAAACACCACCAAAAAUCCAGCAUCUCCUACUUCAACACGAAUAGCACAGCUAGGCAAAGCUGAUCGUAAAUUUAUUUGUGUUUCAGUGUUUUAAAUGUGAUACCAUAAACCACCGUUAAUCACUGCCAGCCGGUGAAACGCUUGGCAAGAUGUACUAGGGUGCAGGUCGGGCAAAAUCUCGGCCCGCAUCUCUCGUUACAUCUUCCCAAGCCGUACACGCUGCUGGCCAGGAUGAACUGGUGGUGUAUUUCGAUGGAAAUCUUUAUCAAAUACAAUAAAAUCGAACGAAUAGCAUUUCAACCAACCGUA
Molecule: messenger RNA, 1511 nt
Organism: Anopheles gambiae (African malaria mosquito)
Lineage: Eukaryota; Metazoa; Arthropoda; Insecta; Diptera; Culicidae
Product: organic solute transporter alpha-like protein
Exons: 9
Coding region: 234-1172 (312 amino acids)
Biological process (GO): transport
Molecular function (GO): transporter activity
Source: RefSeq, a predicted model, not a curated record